Molecule: messenger RNA, 963 nt
Organism: Impatiens glandulifera
Lineage: Eukaryota; Viridiplantae; Streptophyta; Magnoliopsida; Ericales; Balsaminaceae
Product: transcription repressor OFP1-like
Exons: 1
Coding region: 10-963 (317 amino acids)
Biological process (GO): negative regulation of DNA-templated transcription
Molecular function (GO): DNA binding
Source: RefSeq, a predicted model, not a curated record
AGUUUAGAGAUGGGUGAGAACAAGUUUAAGCUAUCAAAUAUGAUUCCUAGUGCUUGGUUCUAUAAGCUAAAGGAUAUGGGCAAAAGGAAAAAUCAAAACCUUAAUCAUUCCAAACCCAAAAAACAGCAUUCUCAUAUCUCUUCUUCUAAUUCAUCAUCCUUAAUAACAUCAAAUUCCUUUGCCUCUUCUUCAUCCGGGGCUUCCUCCAAAACAAUCUCCUCUUCCUUGUCAUCAUCCUCACCCUCCACUCGCAGAAAAUCUCAAUACUUCAAAAGAGACCUCCCCACUCUGCCGAAUUCCUCCGACACACAUUUCCCGGAUUCUCCGAAAAUAUCCUCCAAACACAGACCAAGGACCAGAAAAAACAGAGCAUCAUCUCCUCGCCGGAGUAACAAUUCCCCAUCUACCGUCAACGCCAAACCACCAGCGCCGGAUUCCACACACUCGGUUGCACCGACCCAUAACUCGGACGUAUGCAUCACUUUUGAUGAUCAAUUACUGAUGAGGAAAGAUUCAAACUUUAGUAAGGUUCUUAAUCUUGAACUUCCUUCAAUUGUAACUAAAAGAGACCCUAAAAUCAAGGGUUCAUUGGAGAAAGAAAGGGGUAUUGGAGAUAGAACCGGCACUGUUAGACGUCGACUGUCGGUGGUAAGUUCGCCGGGGAUGAAACUCCGGACAAAUUCUCCGAAGAUUAUGAACAGGAGGAAAGGCAGGAGAAGCCUGAAGAAGCUGUCGGAGACCUACGCCGUGAUGAAAUCCCCGGAUAAUCCGAGGAGGGAUUUCAUGGAAUCGAUGAUGGAGAUGAUUGUGGAGAAUGAUAUCAAGAGAUCAAAAGAUUUGGAAGGACUUCUUGCUUGCUAUCUUCAACUGAAUUCAAAUGAGUAUCAUGAAGUUAUUGUUGAUGUGUUCAAGGAAAUUUGGUUUGAUCUUGCAGAUAUCAGGAUGAAGAAGAAGAAGAAGUAG